Molecule: messenger RNA, 3812 nt
Organism: Rhinolophus ferrumequinum (greater horseshoe bat)
Lineage: Eukaryota; Metazoa; Chordata; Mammalia; Chiroptera; Rhinolophidae
Gene: STOML1
Product: stomatin like 1
Exons: 9
Coding region: 1170-2573 (467 amino acids)
Cellular component (GO): plasma membrane
Source: RefSeq, a predicted model, not a curated record
UACAGCUUGGAACAGGCUUGAAGGGAUGGUGAUAGGGCACUGCUCUUGUAAAAGUUUAUGAAGGUGUGUGGAGGAGAAAUGGGGGGAAACCCAAGUUCCCCGGGACUGUGUGAGGCCCCAGGAGCCGGCCCUAACCUCCAACCUGAUCAGUACUCCUAGGGCUUUCGAAUCAGGCCAUCAAACUAGGAAAAGCCAAAGAUGGUGAGCAGCCAUCUGCAGAAGGGACCUGGAACUGGGCUAUGGCUGGGGGACUGAGAGGCAUGAGUAGGCAGACUGGCAUGUGCCCGAGACAAGGAAAGCUUUAUUAAUUUCUUCACUCUUUUGAAAGACAGCCUGCCUCAAUGCCCUAUUGGAAGUUAAUGCUUCUCAGAUUAAAUCCGCAAUUUGCAUUUGGGUUUGCUCAGGCGUGGAGAGUCACAUUACCUCUGGGUACCUGGAACAAGGGAUGUGCUAUUUCGAGACCUGCAGGACUGAGGAUCCCACGUCUGAGAUGCUCUGGAGGGCCUGCCACGUGGUAGCUCUGUGCUAACCCUCCACUCCUUACUCCACCGUGCUCCCUGAGGUCUGCACAUGAAAUGUCUCUCUUUUUGUGCCCAAGUUCAGGCCCUCCCGCCCCACCUUGACCACAGUAACCUGGUCAACAAGUACUGAGAUCCACUCUGUGCCAGUACCUGUUUGCUGGGCAGUGGGCACACAAAGUGCAAUAAUUUGCUGACCAUGCCCUGGAGAUACUGUAAUUCUGGAUAAGUACCCCUCCCCUCCCAACACACACAUACACACACCCAACCCAGUAUGUGAGUUUGGAGAGGGAGUGCUGAGAAGACUGGUACCAUUUCCUUGAUCCUGGAGAGGAUUCGGCUCCUGAAAAACCCCUUACAAAGCCAAGUUCCUCUCAUGCUCCUUUUCUAAGGCCCAGGCGGAACAUGCAGGAGAAGGCGAGGACUCCUGCGGGCUCCCAGGAACGCAGCUCACCGUCCCGCCCCGCCGCCGCAGUUCGGUCCUCCUAGAGCAGGUGGCGCUGUGCGACGACCGGAGCCUAGCGGGCCAGCCUCCUCUUGCUGCGCGCCGGCGGGGCACGGAAACCCGGAAGCGGGGGCCGCAGGGGGGCGGCGCAGGGGCUGGCAGGUCGGGCCGCGCUCUUUGAGUGGGGGUGUGUCCCGUCAGGAGUCAUGCUCGCCAGGUCUGGGUACCGGCCGCUGCCGUUGGGGGACUUCGACCGCUUCCAGCAGUCGAGCUUAGGCUUCCUGGGCUCGCAGAAGGGCUGCUUGUUCCCGGAGCCCGGCGGCGUGCAGACGGAAGCUGAUGCUCCUCAGACCUGGCCUUCCUGCAUCUGCCACGGUUUCAUCAGUUUCCUGGGGUUCUUGCUGCUGCUGAUCACCUUCCCCAUUUCCGGCUGGUUUGCCCUGAAGAUAGUGCCCACCUAUGAGCGGAUGAUCGUGUUUCGACUGGGCCGGAUCCGCACCCCUCAGGGGCCUGGCGUGGUUCUGCUCCUGCCCUGCAUCGACUCCUUUCACAGGGUGGAUCUGAGGACACGCGCCUUUAAUGUCCCUCCCUGCAAGCUGGCCUCUAAGGACGGGGCUGUGCUGUCCGUGGGAGCCGACGUCCAGUUCCGCAUCUGGGACCCAGUGCUGUCCGUCAUGACUGUGAAGGACCUGAACGCAGCCACGCGCAUGACGGCCCAGAAUGCCCUGACCAAGGCCCUGCUCAGGAGGCCUCUGCGGGACAUCCAGAUGGAGAAACUGAAGAUCAGCGAGCAGCUCCUGACCAAAGGGACACGAGGACAUUUGGACCUUUUCCCUGCCUCUUCUCCAUGUGCGAACGCCCACGCUCAUGAUCACGCAGGAACCCACCAGAGAUCUGGCUUCUCCACUGCUUCUCGCCGCCCUCCCUGUCGCCGCACAUCAGGCUGCGAGCCGCCCAGGGCUUCUCCUUGGGGUCCCGUUGUAGCUCCAUGCAGUUCCCAGCGCUGUGCUCCUCCCGCACUGGAGAUCAAUGACGUGACCCGAGCCUGGGGACUGGAGGUGGACCGCAUGGAGCUGGCAGUGGAGGCCGUGCUGCAGCCUCCCCAGGACAGCCUGGCUGGGCCCAGCCUGGACGACUCCCUCCAACAGCUGGCUCUCCACUUCCUUGGGGGAGGCAUGUCUGCAGGGGCAGGAGGUGCCCUGCCCCCAGGGCCAGACACCGUGGAGAUGGUAGACGAAGUGGAGCUUCCUGUCGGUGCUGGAGCUGGCUCGAAGCAGCCUGUGGCCGAGGGGCUGCUGACGGCUCUGCAGCCCUUCCUGUCGGAGGCCCUGGUCAGCCACGUUGGGGCCUGCUUCCAGUUCAAUGUCAUCGUGCCUGGUGGCACCCAGAGCACCUACUUCCUGGAUCUGACUGCAGGACAAGGGAGGGUGGGACAUGGGGUGCCUGAUGGCACCCCUGACGUGGUGGUGGAGAUGACUGAGGCGGACCUGCGGGCCCUGUUGUUCAGGGAGCUGCGGCCCCUGGGGGCCUACAUGAGUGGACGGCUGAAGGUGAAGGGCGACCUGGCGAUGGCCAUGAAGUUGGAGGCUGUUCUCAGCGCCCUGAAGUAGCAGCCUGGGCUGACCAUCCAUAGCCCAGCCCAAUCCUGGCACUAAGCCAGGGGGGCGUCUUGGAGGAGGAGGCAUUGGCUCUGCACUUUGGAUUAUUGAGGCCCUGAGAAGUUUCAGGCCAAUCCAGGAGCCGAUGAAUGGAGGUGGGAGAGGCUGGGAGAGGCCGAGUCGGGCUGCCCUGCUCCCCUGACCUACAGUGGUUCUCUGGACAAGCCUUUGCCCUCCCCCCCCCAGUCCCCUGCUGAAUACCCAGCCCUGAGCCGGGUACACGGCACGAUGACAGGAGAACCAGGCCUGCUGUGCUUGGCUGGCUACCUGACUGGACAGGCGGGGCCUACACAAGCAGCCUGACAGCAGCUGGUUUGGUCCCAGUGUGAGGUAGCAAUUCAGGUGGCCCAGGCUCCCAGCUCCAGUGGGCGGGGAUCAGAGAGGUUGGGGGAGAGAGAUGGAAAUGGCCACCAAGAAGAGGUCUGUGCAGCGAGGGGGAUCUGGGCCCCCCUUCCUGACUGUGGCCCAGCCCAGGCCAGUGGGGUGGGAACGGCAAAGAGUGGGGCCUGCUCCUGCCCUGUUCUCAAAGACCUCUUGACUUGUUCACCAGCUCUGUCUUGCAUGCCUGACGGGCCGGGCAAGGGCUAGAGCAGCAUGAAGGCGAGCCCGGCCCUUCCUGUGCUGCCACCAGAGGCUUGAAAACUCAAAUAAAUGUGCUGUUUACAGAGUUUUGGACAGCAGUGGGGGCGUGGGGGUAGGCGUUCCCCAGGCUGUGCCGGGCUCCCUGCGGCCAGCCAGGGACCAGGGCCCUGACGGCUGAUGCUCUUGAAUCACCCACAGCUCCCCUUCUUGCCGAAGUCCUCAAAGCCCCGGGGGCAGGAACGGACACUCUGUUCCUCUUUCUAGUGGGGCGGAGGUUUGCCAGGAAAGAGGGUUUAAGUGUGUCACAGCUGGUCCCGCACACAUGACCCCAUGUGGGGCAGGGUGCAGUCACCAGGUUCAGGAGAGCAGUCGGGGCUGCUCUCAGCUUUCCCUCCUGUUACGUCGCGGGACACUCUCCACCAGCAGAAGGGAGGGAAACGAGGAGAUGAGCAGGGAGGCUUUCUGCUCUGUGCCCCAGCCCACACCCUGGGACGCCAGAGGAGUGGUCUUUCACUUCUCCAGUCCUCAAAAAUAAAUCAAAAAAUAAAAGAAGGGGCGGCCAGAUGGCUCAAUUGGUUAGAGCGUGAGCUCUCAACAACAAGGUUGCCG